Messenger RNA from Phlebotomus argentipes, 2395 nucleotides. RefSeq names its product serendipity locus protein alpha-like. Gene Ontology annotation, cellular component: cytoplasm; membrane; catenin complex. The transcript has 3 exons. Gene Ontology annotation, biological process: cellularization; cell migration; cell-cell adhesion. Lineage: Eukaryota; Metazoa; Arthropoda; Insecta; Diptera; Psychodidae. Gene Ontology annotation, molecular function: actin filament binding; beta-catenin binding. Bases 527 to 2326 code for a protein of 599 amino acids. The record is from RefSeq and is a predicted model, not a curated record.
AUGUUUAUUUAUUUUAUAUUCUUAAUCUUUUUUUUAUACUGAUUUUAACUUCUCAAUCUUCUGUUUAAUUUUAUUUUCAUAUUGUUUGCUUUAUUGCCAAUUUUGAAAUUUGCUGCUGAUUUUUUGAAAGAAGAUCUAAAAUAAAAGUAUUGUGUAUUGGAUGAAUGAUACAACAUUUUGUAAAUUUUAUUAAGAAGAGAAGAAACCAAAAUUUUUUUUAGUCUUAUUUAUAUUUUCAUUUUACCUUUUUUAUCCAAAUAUAGACUGCAUAAAAAAUUAGAGCAAAAUUCGUUACUGAAGAGAUUCUUCAAGAGCUUCAUAAGCCAUAAAACUAAAAUUUCGCUGUAUUGAAAAUUUCACGAAUGAGAAAAGUGAUUGAAUUAUAAAAUAUUGGGUCGGAAUAUACGCAGCCUAAAACAUUACGCAAAGUUCCAAUUGUCAAACGCGCAGUUUGAACUUACCGACGCCGCAAUCGUUUCUUGGUAGCACAAUAUUUGCAAUUUCCCCCAAUUUUCCCCAUUCCACGAUGGAUUUUCACAAUUCCAUAGCACAUCUGCAGAAGAUGCUGUACAAGGGCUUCGAGAGUGCGUCCGAGAGCGACAUCAAAUGGCUAAAUGGAGUUUCUGGGGAGUUUCUCAAGUUCUUCCGAGAUCUGCACAAGUUUAUGGUGUUUGACUGCGCUGGAGAGAAGAACAGCAGUGUCCUGGAGGAGAUUUUUCUGUGCAUUCGCCAGAUUACUGUGUGCAUCCGGAAUCUGGAGCGUGUUUUGUCCACGGAGAAGCGCGAACGGAUUGUGUUGACGCCCUCGCGGCAGCACUUCCUGGACAGAAUCUUAUGGUGUCUGGCGAGGAUUCGCAGUUCCGUGGCUUCAAUCACCGACAAUGUCGCGCUGCCGGACGCGAUUGAGGAUGCUAAUUUCGUGAUAUUCCUGGACACGGCGCUGGAUCUUCUGGAGCCACUGACAACCUAUGAAGAGGAUGAGCAGAAUGUGGCCGAGAGGAAUGCCGAAGCUCACGUGCGGAGCAAGGAGAUCCGUGCUGUCGUCGAUUCCCUGAUCAGCCAAACGCUGGCGUUCGUGAAUGUGGUGCUGGAGAAGGACAAGAAAGCCCUCACGGCGCACUGUCAGCGCGUGCUGAAGGAGUGCAUCGCCCUGGAGGAGGAAUGCGCCGUCGACUGUGCUGGAGAAACUGACCUGAAUCGUCGUUUCAAGGCGGAACUGUUGGAAGUGGCGCUGACUCAUCUGGAACAAGCAGUGAACAGCAGUCUUCUUCGCCUGGUCUGCCAGGUUUUCCAGCAAUUGGCGGGCAAUCCCGUCGAUCUGUUCAGAAAAGCCGUCCGAAUGGCGAAGCAGGAGGAAGAUGAGGAGCUUCUGGAGAAGGAAACGGAGAAGUUUGACUUGCUUCUGGACAGAAUUCUACAGAUUGGCAUCCUAGGCAUCGCCUUCUCCAGUGAUCAAGUGGCAAAGUCCAUCCUGAGGAGUUGCCUGGCCUCCUCAGAGUGCCUUGACUCUGCCCUGAUUCCCUCCAUCUUCAGCGAAUGCAGUCAUCACUCGCGACUCCUGGAAGUUCACUGGCGUGACGAGAUGAAGAUCUUCCAGCGCGAAGUACAGAAGAUUAUCGACACAGACGCCUUUUGCGUGUCAAUUGUGGACACUUUGAGCACUCUUCUUGAGGACUCUGGCCAGGCGAAUGAUCCCCAGAGUCUGGAAGCGGCCCUGAAGCAGGUGAAGGUUCUCCAAGCGCACCUGGAAGUGAACAAGGACGCGCUCCAAGUGGAGGAAAACCACAUCCAGACGAAGAAUCUCGCGGACUUCCACAAGAUGCUGGCCGAAUGCGACGCGGCGCUGGAAUUGCGACAAGCGGAGAAUAUUGAGAUCGCCAGGAUCGUGAAGAGAUUCCGGAUUCUCCUCGCCGUGCUGAAGAGAUUCCAGAGAGAGCUGGGAGGCGGCGUGUUUGAGUUCGAGGAGCCCAAAGUGAAGGAAGAGAGCGCCAAAGAGGACUUCUUUCAGAGCCUCGGCAUCAAUCCGCACGUUUCGGUGAUUCUGUACAAGACGAAGGCGCCCAAGACGGACUCGAUGGUGGCGCAGUUCUCGAAGUUGUCGCUGUGCAGGACAAACGUAUCCUCAAAGCAGCCCGCGCGCAGGAAUUUGAGCCUGAGGAAGGCAAUGUUCAGGAAAAAUGUAACAGCGAAUCAAGCAGAAUCGACUCUGAAUCUCAAUCUCACUCAAGUUCUGGAGGAUCUCACGUCCUUGUCGGACACCUUUGCGGAUGGCGGGCCAGAGAUUCAGGAGGUUGAUCACAAGAUCAGGAUCAAAGUGAGGAAUUAGAAGUGCAACAUCACUAAAGACUCUCAAAGAGUUCAAUUUGCAGAUAAAAGCUAGAAUAAAAGCUAGAUA